Molecule: messenger RNA, 1726 nt
Organism: Achroia grisella
Lineage: Eukaryota; Metazoa; Arthropoda; Insecta; Lepidoptera; Pyralidae
Gene: Rpn3
Product: probable 26S proteasome non-ATPase regulatory subunit 3
Exons: 1
Coding region: 143-1630 (495 amino acids)
Biological process (GO): ubiquitin-dependent protein catabolic process; regulation of protein catabolic process
Cellular component (GO): proteasome complex; proteasome regulatory particle, lid subcomplex
Molecular function (GO): enzyme regulator activity
Source: RefSeq, a predicted model, not a curated record
AUGAUCAUUCCGUUGUUCGUUCGUUACUCGACAUUUUUUUGACAUUUCGCUAUUCCUACUAGUCUUUGUAUUUUGAUUUCAUUAUUUGCUUUCAAUUACUUUAAUUCACAUAUACUAUACCUAUUAAAUAAUUGUCCAUAAAAUGGCACCGGUGGAUCAAGAUGUAGAAAUGAAAAAUGUAGAGAGUCCUGCUGCUAGUAGCGACGUUGAACCAGCCGAGGUGAAGAAGGAUGCUGACGUGAUGAGUGUUCAAGAUUUAAGGGAGCAUGUAAGACAAAUCGAUAAAGCUGUAACAUCAAAGGAACCAAGAUUUGCCAUGAGAGUGUUGAGAUCUCUUCCUAAUACCCGCAGGAAGUUGAAUGGAAAUGUUCUCCGAGCAAUAAUUAAUCAACUUUAUCCAUCAAGCCCUGAAAAAGAGACAAUACUUGCCCUUGUUGAAAAUCCACUGCCUGGCGCUGUCGAAAUAGAAAAUCCUCGAUCCAGAAGUGCACCAAAAACACCUGGUCCCGAAGUUGAUGUGUACUUGCAUCUUUUAGUAUUACUACGCUUGUUGGAUACAAACAGAUUAGAAGAGGCUACUGAAUGUUCUCAACAGCUAAUGAACAAAGUCACUGCACAAAAUAGAAGAACUCUAGAUUUGAUUGCUGCUAAAUGUUACUUCUAUCAUUCUCGAGUGUUUGAAUUGACUAACAAGCUGGAUCUUAUAAGAGGAUUACUACAUGCUCGUCUACGUACAUCAACACUUCGCAAUGACUAUGAAGGACAAGCUGUUCUUAUCAAUUGUCUGUUACGUAACUAUUUACAUUAUUCAUUGUAUGAUCAGGCAGAUAAAUUGGUGAGCAAGUCUGUUUUCCCUGAAAAUGCAAGCAAUAAUGAAUGGGCACGAUUCUUGUAUUACUUGGGCAGAAUUAAAGCAGCUCGACUAGAGUAUAGUGAUGCUCACAAGCAUUUAGUGCAAGCUCUUAGGAAGGCUCCCCAAACAGCAGCAGUUGGCUUCCGUCAAACUGUACAGAAACUAGCUAUUGUUGUGGAGUUACUCUUGGGAGACAUCCCUGAGCGAGCUAUAUUUCGUCAGGCACCUUUGCGAAGAUCUUUGGCUCCUUAUUUCCAACUCACUCAAGCUGUACGUCUUGGAAAUUUGCAGAGAUUUGGUGAAGUUUUAGAGAAUUAUGGUCCACAGUUCCGAACUGAUCAUACUUUUACUUUAAUUCUCCGCCUCAGACAGAAUGUUAUCAAGACAGCAAUCCGUUCUAUAGGAUUGUCAUACUCUCGUAUCUCACCAAAGGACAUAGCUAGAAAACUGGGUUUAGAUUCUGCUGAGGAUGCUGAAUUUAUUGUGGCUAAAGCUAUAAGAGAUGGUGUAAUUGAGGCAACACUUGAUCCAGAGAAGGGAUACAUGAGCAACAAGGAAAGUUCUGAUAUUUAUUGUACUCGGGAGCCACAGCUGGCUUUCCAUCAGCGUAUAUCAUUUUGCCUGGACCUUCAUAACCAGAGUGUCAAAGCUAUGAGGUAUCCACCAAAGUCAUAUGGAAAAGAGUUAGAGAGUGCUGAAGAACGCCGUGAAAGAGAACAACAAGAUCUAGAAUUGGCAAAAGAAAUGGCUGAAGAGGAUGAUGAUGGUUUUCCUUAAAUAUGAUAUUUAUAUUUUAAUAGAAUUUAAUUACUAUAGGGUUUAAAGAUUGAAUACUAAUGAAUCAAUAUACCUAUGCACUUAUUUGAAUGCUAA